Messenger RNA from Vicia villosa (hairy vetch), 2236 nucleotides. Its product is annotated as protein DETOXIFICATION 16-like. Lineage: Eukaryota; Viridiplantae; Streptophyta; Magnoliopsida; Fabales; Fabaceae. The transcript is spliced from 7 exons. The record is from RefSeq and is a predicted model, not a curated record. Gene Ontology annotation, cellular component: membrane. Gene Ontology annotation, biological process: xenobiotic detoxification by transmembrane export across the plasma membrane. Bases 140 to 1585 code for a protein of 481 amino acids. Gene Ontology annotation, molecular function: xenobiotic transmembrane transporter activity; antiporter activity.
UUUAUCAAAAUCAAUAAAAAGUGUUAGAUUUCAUUUCAGACACAGGAUUUCACUUUCUCUCUCUCUCCCUCAUCCUCUUCCUCUUAUGUGAAACUAAUAAUAGAAGAUAGAAACAGAAAGAAAAAAAAGAAGGAAAAGAAUGUCUCUUCACACUCCAUUGAUUGUUGAAGAAACAAAGCAAAACAGCAAGGAAGAAGAUAGAAGAGAAUUGAUUAAAGAAGUGAAAAAACAGUUAUGGCUAUCAGGACCGUUAAUUUCAGUUUCACUUUUGAAUUUCGGUAUCAAUCUCAUUUCUGUUAUGUUUGUUGGCCAUCUUGGUGAGUUAGCUCUUUCUGGUGCUUCCAUGGCUACUUCUUUUGCCUCUGUCACCGGCUUCAGUUUAUUGGUUGGAAUGGCAAGUGGAUUGGACACAUUAUGUGGACAAUCAUUUGGCGCAAAACGGUACCGCAUGUUAGGUGUACACACGCAGCGAGCAAUGUUCAUUCUCAUGAUUAUCGCGGUUCCCCUCGCGAUUAUUUGGGCAAACACAAGAUCCAUUCUCAUUUUACUCGGCCAAGAUCCUGAAAUAUCGACGGAGGCAGGAAACUAUGCUAAGUUAAUGGUUCCGUGUCUUUUUGCUUAUGGUCUAAUACAAUGCCUCAACAGAUUCUUACAGACUCAAAACAUUGUAUUUCCAAUGAUGUUUUGCUCCGCGGUUACGACAUUACUUCAUAUUCCUCUAUGUUGGAUUAUGGUAUACAAGUCUGGAUUGGGUGGCAAAGGGGCCGCCGUAGCAAUUUCAAUGUCUAAUUGGUUGAAUGUUAUUUUACUCUCACUUUAUGUCAAGUUUUCUCCUUCAUGUAAAAAUACUUGGCAUGGUUUUUCGAAGGAGGCGCUAGUACUUAACAGCAUCCCUAUUUUCUUGAAGCUUGCCAUUCCUUCAGCUCUAAUGGUUUGCUUGGAAAUGUGGUCAUUUGAGUUAAUAGUUCUCCUUUCCGGUCUUCUUCCAAAUCCAAAGUUGGAGACAUCGGUCCUUUCUAUCUGUUUGAAUACACAAGCAGCUAUUUGGAUGAUACCAUUUGGACUUAGUGAAGCAGUAAGCAUUCGUGUUUCGAAUGAACUAGGGGCUGGAAAUCCACAGGCUGCACGUUCGGCUGUGCGCAUUGUUGUGGUGAUUGCCAUUAUUGAGAGCGUUUUAGUCGUAACAGUGAUGUUUCUUAUGCGCAAUAUAUUAGGCUAUGCUUAUAGCAAUGAAGAAGAAGUUGUCAAAUAUGUAGCAACUUUGCUGCCGAUUCUCGCCCUAUGCCACUUCCUCGAUGCACUACAAUGUGUUUUGUCAGGCACGGCUAGAGGAUGUGGUAGGCAGGAAAUUGUUGCCUAUGUUAAUCUGGGAGCAUACUAUUUAGCCGGGAUUCCAGCGGCCGUUGUAUUAGCUUUUGUAUUGCAUGUUGGUGGGAAGGGGCUGAUACUGGGGAUGAUAUGCGCACUCGUUGUUCAACUAUCUGCUCUAAUGAUCAUUACGAUACGCACCGAUUGGGAGAAAGAGACAAAGAAGGCUUCUGAUAGAGUCAAUGAUUCAAUAACAACCGAGAGCUUAAUCUCAUGAAGAAGAUGAUUUUUAUUUUUGUUUUGUCAGUGUGUUUUGUUUUCUUAUGCAUAUGACAUUUAUACUACUAGAAAAGGAUAUACUUAUGCAUAUGAGAUUUAUUACAAGGAUAAAUUGGUGAUAAAUAUGUGUUGUGUUGUGAUAUCAUUAUCUUCCAGUGUUGAGUUUGGAUGGAAACUGCAUUAGCUUGAUUUUAAAUGUGUUCUUGCAUGGAGAGUUUGAUAAGGUGUAUAUGGAUAUUCUUCGUAAGAUACAGUCAUCAGUCUACUCGCAUAAUAGUCUCUAUGCAUUACUGUUGUCCUAUUUGAUGAUAAAACUUGACUACAGAUACUUUAAGAAUAACAUCCUUAUAUUUAAUGAAGUCUCGCCAUUAAGUCACACUUAAUGUAUCAUCAAACCUACUAAUAAUUCUAAGGAUCCAACACGACUUUCCAUUUUUGACUCUGACCGUUACAGGAUCCAGAAUAUCACUCUGUCAGAUACAAUAUCCUUCAUAAAUCAGAGAAACAUUACGUUUCUAAAGGGUUAUUUGGCGUUACGAAGUCGUUUAAUGGUCAUUAGACCAAUUAAGCUGAGGUCUAAGUUUUAAAAAGGAGUGAAAAGGUGGAACCCCAACAAUAAUGUAGAGAAUUGAAUAUUUGGUAAAAUGCU